GCUGCACCACUCGGCUCCUGGCUGUGCGGCUGGCGAGAGCUCUUCAGGCCUUUCGGAGUGGGCGUGUGGAGCUGUUCUGAGUGGGACGAAGUUCUCAGCAAUGGCGAUGCCACUGGCAAUGCUGCUUGACUGGUGCAGGUGGAUGGGUGUGAACGCGCACCGUUCCCUGCUCAUCCUGGGCAUCCCUGAUGACUGCGGGGACCAGGAAUUCCAGGAGGCCGUGCACGCUGCCCUGUGGCCUCUGGGCAGGUACCGACUGCUGGGCAAAGUGUUCAGAAAGGAGCUUGGAUGCAAGGUCGCCUUGGUCGAGUUUGCUCAGUAUUUAAACCGAAGUUUGAUCCCUCGACAGAUACCAGGCGAAGGAGGACCCUGGCCUGUGGUCUUUCUGCCCCAGGCCCCUGAUUCAGAGUCACAGGAUAGACCAGAUUUCCCUGCACAGCCCCAGAGUCAAGCAGCAGCUUGCCAGGCAAGUGGCGUAGGAGCUGCAGGCGGGGCAGGAGCUGCAGAGGAGGAAGCUGCGAGUGAGGCAGGAGCUGCAGGGGAGGCAGGAGCUAAAGAUGGAGGAGAGUCAGAUGAUGAAGAAGCUGCAGGGGAGGCAGGAGCUGCAGAUGAGGAAGAAGCUGUGAGUGAGGCAGGAGCUGCAGGGGAGGCAGGAGCUGAAGAUGGAGGAGAGUCAGAUGAAGAAGCUGCAGGGGAGGCAGGAGCUGCAGAUGAGGAAGAAGCUGUGAGUGAGGUGGGAGCUGCAGGGGAGGCAGGAGCUGAAGAUGGAGGAGAGUCAGAUGAGGUGGGAGCUGCACGGGAGUCAGGAGCAGACGAUGAAGGAGGAGUGUCCCAUGAGGGAGCCGCAGGUGCAGCAGCAGCAGCUGGGGGUGUGGCAGAAGUAGCAGGUGAGGAAGGAGCUGCCGGUGUGGCAGGAGUGGCAGGAGCUGCACGGGAGGCAGGAGCCCAAGAUGAAGGGGGGGUGUCUGAUGAGGAGGGAGCGGCAGGUGACACAGGAAUUGCCGGCAUGGCAGGAUCUGUGAGCAUGGCGGGAGCUGCCGGGGAGGCAGGCACUGCCAGGGAGGAAGGAGCUGUGGGGGUUUCAGGAGCCAUAGAUGCGGGAGGAUCUUGGACCCAGCAGUGGAAUCAGGCCCAGCAGCUUGUGCUGGAAAAUAUAGCCUUUGGGGAAUUGAGAGCCUUUUCUGGGUUGGAAGAGGCAGCCCAAGAGCAAGAGUCCUUUGAGAGUUGGCUGGACCAUGCCAACGACAUGCUGUACACGUGGCGCUACGUGUCCGAAAGGGAGAGGAGGCGGCGGCUGCUGGAAAGCUUGGGUGGCCCCGCACUGGAGCUCCUGGGCAGCCUCCUGGCAGAAAAUCCUGACAUGCCCUCGCAGGAUUGCCUGGCUGCGCUGGUACAGGUGUUUGGGGACAAGGACUCCUGCGAGACCGCCCGGCUCAAGUUCCUGACUUGUGCUCAGCGGCCUCAGGAGACUUUGUUUGCCUAUGUGAUGCGUCUGGAGGGCCUGCUGCAGUCGGCUGUGGAGAAGGGGGCCUUUCACCCUGUCGUCGCAGACCAGGUUCGCGCCAGGCAGGUGCUAAUGCGGGCCCGGCCGAGCGAGCUGCUCCAGAACAAGCUGAGGAGGAUGCGACUGGAAAGGAGACCACCUGGCUUCCUGGGGAUGUUGCGGCUGAUUCGGGAGACUGAAGCAUGGGAGGCCAUCCCAGUUAGCGGUGAGCAGUUCCAACCGGAAGUAGGGGCCUGUGCGGACAGUGGAGGCCUGGCUGCCGCCCAGGCUGCCCCUGCCUGUGAGGAGGCCAGUGAGGCAGUUCCUGGCACUGUGGAAGCUGAUAGGGCUGCCCCUGCCCCCCAGGAGAGCUCCAAGAUCUUCCCUGCCACUCACGAAGAUAAAAAUGCUCCCAUCUCUGUGGGCCUAGGUCAGGCAAGACCCUCAGAGGCCCCUGGGGGUCCCAUUCCUGCCCAGAUGGGCCGAGUUCCCAGGGUGGGCCCAGGGGUUCCUGGCUAUGAGCCAGAGGACCUAGCCCAGGCCGGAGAUCAGGAGGCCAGAGGGCCCCCUGAGGAGGGGCUGGAGCCCAUCCCAGAGGAGUCGGGAAAUGAGGAUGGGGCUGGGGAGACGAUCCCCCCCAAGUCCUCCUCAGGCAAAUAGGCUCAGAAGGCCCAGGGGCCCCCUCUCCUCUCAGGCAGCAGAGCUCUGGAGGCAGGGGGAGGCCAUGCCGGGGCAGCAGCCUCACCCCAUGUGGGGGGGCAGGGCUGAGGGAGCAGCCCACUCAGCCCAAACAAAUUCCUAGGACCCCAUCUCCCCAAGGCACCCUAGCCACCACCAUGAGCCCUUCCAAGUGACCAGGAUGACCACAUUUGACACCACAUGGGGCGGGGAAAUGUGCCCCCCCCAACCCAUGGCAGCACCAUACCUGGCCCCAGCCCCAGUCCCAAUCCAUGCCAACUCAGGCAGCCAGUCUGGGAAGCACCCCUGAGUGGCUGAUCCUAGCCUAGGUGAGGGGCACCCAGAGCCAUCUGCCACCUACACUGGACUGGGAGAUGUUAGGAACCGCCUCAAGGGUGCCAGCCUCUUGGGUCGCCCAAGAGGGAGACCCUCAUGUACAUCCCCCAGGGCACGUCGCUCCAUGUUCUGGGAAACCCGCUUGUGUCUCUGUAGGGCCCUUAUGACCCACGUGUCACGUUACUCCCCCACCCCACUAGGUCCCGUUCCUGUGCAGAGCCUUGAGGUGUGCAGGAGCCCGCGGUGGGUGUCCUGGCCCACCGGGGCAGCCACCCCCCGCCCGGGGGCCUGCCGUGAGCUUCGGUGGUGACCGGGG
Messenger RNA from Lontra canadensis (Northern American river otter), 2813 nucleotides. RefSeq names its product paraneoplastic antigen Ma6F-like. The record is from RefSeq and is a predicted model, not a curated record. The transcript has 3 exons. Bases 101 to 2143 code for a protein of 680 amino acids. Lineage: Eukaryota; Metazoa; Chordata; Mammalia; Carnivora; Mustelidae.